AGACAGCUAGCAAUGAAGGAAAGGAUGCUGAGUGCUGACCUACCUUCCUUAUAACUCCCCCUUCCUCUUCCCCUCCUCUUUUUAUUCUCUGUUUCUCUUCCUUUCUUUUUUUCUCUCCAUUUUCCCUCUUCUCUUCUUCAAAGGUUUCCGAGACAAUCUCUCUUCAUUUUCCAGGAAAAUUCUCUCUUAUUUCCCCAGAAAAGUUGUGCUCUUUAACAGAGGAAUUUUUUAAUAUAAAGAAAAUAUGAUUGGACCGGCGGAUUUCAUUGACGAGAUAGACUGCGGCAGUUUCUUCGACCACAUAGACGACCUCCUCGACUUCCCUAACGAUGACGUCGACGUGGGCUUAUCCGCCUCUGACUCCGCUGCCGCCGCUUUUCCCAGCAUUUGGACAGCUCAGUCCGAGUCAUUCCCUGGUUCUGACUCAGUUCUUUCCAACAACAGUGCUUCCGACCUCUCCGCCGAACUCUCUGUUCCGUAUGAAGACAUUGUCCAAUUGGAAUGGUUGUCAAAUUUUGUUGAUGAUUCCAAUUGUGGAGCAAGCUUGACAAUUAAGAAACAGGAGCCUUCUUCAAUCGAUAAGGACUCAUCCAAUCAUGAUCAUCAUCAUCAUCAAUUCCAGACUUCUAGUCCGGUUUCGGUUCUCGAAAGCAGCAGCUCUUGCUCCGGGCAGAAACCGGUUGCCGCCCCUGGGAAGUGUGGACGUGCACGUAGCAAACGUCCUCGUCCGGUUACCUUCAAUCCUCGUCCGGUGAUUCAACUCACCUCCCCUUCUUCGUCCGUCAACGAGAACGACAUUCCUCAACCGUUACUCAUCGCCCCCAAGGUGCCAUAUGACUCCGAGAACCAUGCUGAGUCUCGUCUUCUGAUCAAGUUACCCCGCCAAGUCAAUCCGGAGCACAAGAAGAAAAAGAAGAUCAAAACAACACCCCUGACACCACUUACCGACAACAGCACCGCUCAGAAUCAAUCGGGACAAGCCGUCAGGAAAUGCAUGCAUUGCGAGAUAACAAAGACACCUCAAUGGAGGGCGGGGCCAGUGGGACCGAAAACCCUUUGCAACGCCUGCGGCGUUCGAUACAAGUCCGGGAGGCUCUUCCCGGAGUACCGUCCCGCAGCGAGCCCAACGUUUAUCCCAUCGAUUCACUCGAAUUCUCAUAAGAAAGUGUUGGAGAUAAGAACCAAAUGUGUCACUGCGGGUGAAACCACUGAUUCACCAGAAAUGAUCCCAAACAAAAGCAACCCGGCAUUAUUAGAUUACAUACAAGGGGAGGGUUUAGGGUUUGGAGAGUUUUGAAACCCUGUUGUUUAGGGUUAAUAUUUUCUAAUUGUGUCCCUCAUCCCCAUCUCUUUAAAUUUUUUAAAUGUUUAUUUUGUUAUUGUUAUUUUUAUCUAUUUUUUCAUUGUUUUAGUUUUUGUAUAGGGUUGGAAAAUGGGGGGGGGGAAUAGGAGCAAAAUGCGACCAAUGUUUUUAGAUUUGUAGAGAGGGAAUUUAUGAUGAGAAAAAAAAGGGGUAGAGAGAGAGGUUUAAGGGUAGGAAAGCUGUAGGUAUUAGGGUAGAUUCGUUGAUUAUGAAUUUAGAUCGUUUUGAAAUUUCAUUACUUAAGAUAUAAGUAACUUUAAAUUA
Messenger RNA from Hibiscus syriacus, 1627 nucleotides. RefSeq names its product GATA transcription factor 8-like. Bases 245 to 1297 code for a protein of 350 amino acids. Gene Ontology annotation, molecular function: sequence-specific DNA binding; zinc ion binding. The transcript has 4 exons. The record is from RefSeq and is a predicted model, not a curated record. Gene Ontology annotation, cellular component: nucleus. NCBI's taxonomy places the organism in Eukaryota, Viridiplantae, Streptophyta, Magnoliopsida, Malvales, Malvaceae. Gene Ontology annotation, biological process: positive regulation of DNA-templated transcription.